Messenger RNA from Auanema sp. JU1783, 1095 nucleotides. The record is from the annotation of a GenBank genome assembly. Lineage: Eukaryota; Metazoa; Nematoda; Chromadorea; Rhabditida; Rhabditidae.
AUGGUCAGAAAUCACGAAACUAGUGGGAGAUUGCGACCGAGAACAGAUUUUUACGUUUGGUUUUUCGGACAAAUCCAUGCUAAGCGUCUGCUUCUGUUUAUGCAAUUAUUACUACUUUUUGCUAGUUUUGUAGGUUUCUAUUAUGUCUCAGACCCGCACUUCACUGGCUUGCCCGUUCCCGGCUUUGAUGGGGAGAAACAUCUUUUCGGGUCUUGGGGGGCUUCUGCUCACACUAUAACAGUUGAUGAUUCAGAGCUUUUUUCAAAAGCACAUGUGGAUUGUCAAUCUCCUGAGUGUUUAUUCCGAAGAAAAGUUAUAGCUUUUAUGUCAUACUUCUACAUUCUGAGGCUUGUUUCUAUGUUAUUCUCUUAUAGGAUAGUUGAUAAGCUCUGGUGGAAUUGUCCUCAAGGGCUUUAUCGUUUCUUGAAUCCAGGCGUUUUCUUGAUUCCUUGUCUUUUGAGUAUUUUAUCUUUUGCCUGUCCUCUCUUCGUUCACACCGUUAGAGCUGUCCGCAAUUACGUCUCACAUAACUGUUUCCUACAAAACCCUGUAGAUACUUGUACAGAUAUGGGUUUUUAUGUCGACAUCACCAUUUAUGUGGUGUUGCCAUUGUUCAUUGUUUGGAUAAUUUAUGGAUACAUCAUAUAUGGAUGUGUGCUUGGGUUCGUCUACGUUUGGAGAAGAGCAAGAGGGUCAUGGGUACGAAGAGAAACAGCAGCAGCAUCUUUCAGUUGGUCUUUCCGAGACAAAAACUCCCUGUGGGGACGGUUAGGGAGCACGGCUGUUCUUCAGAAUAAAAGCUUUACAAAAGCAAAUAAUAAUAGUUGGAGAAGUACGAAGAGUACUGAUAGGCCGACACUCCGCUCUUAUAAAAGUAGGCAAAACGAUCUGAACGACUCUCAGGUUUCUUCAUCUUCUGUGGACACGGACAACGCCAAUACCAGUACGGAGUUUUGUGCUAUUGAUAUUGAUGAAGAGUUUCGACGAACUGAUUUUGCUUCCCAUAGAGCCUCUAUCAGGCGUCCUUUGGCUACUGUUUUGGAGGAAGGGGAGAGUCAGGAGAAUUCACUGGGCAGCGAUUCAAGCAGAUUAUGA